This is a messenger RNA of Alosa sapidissima (American shad), 1722 nucleotides long. RefSeq names its product layilin a (gene layna). The coding region runs from base 163 to 1314 and encodes 383 amino acids. The transcript has 8 exons. The record is from RefSeq and is a predicted model, not a curated record. Lineage: Eukaryota; Metazoa; Chordata; Actinopteri; Clupeiformes; Clupeidae. Gene Ontology annotation, molecular function: hyaluronic acid binding.
UUCCAGUCUGGUAUGGACUGCUGACAACAUGCCAACCAACAACAGAACACCGGACUGCCUUCGUGCUGUCCACAUUUGGAACAUUUUCUAAGUACUUUAAGUGGAUUGUGGAUAUAAAACUACGUCGAGGAAUAAACAUUAUUGAGAAAUGAACAGAAGAGAAUGAAAGAAAUGGAUUUUCUUAUACGUUUUGGUUCCGCACUCUUUAUCUGCAGCAUAUCAGCCUCCGCAUCAAAGCUAUUCAGUGCAGACUUCUACGAGCCGAGAGGGCAAAGGAUCUGCAAGCGCGGCACAGAACGCCCCUGCUACAAAAUAGCCUACUUUCAAGACAGCAGACGCAAAGUGAACUUUGAGGAGGCGAGCCGCGCUUGUAAAAGUGAUGGCGGCGAGCUUCUCAGUAUCGAGUCCGAGGCUGAGCAGCAACUGAUAGAAAAUUUCAUCCAAGAGCUGAGAGCUGCCGAUGGAGACUUCUGGAUUGGACUACGCCGAGACGCGGGCUACGAGGAGACGAGUGGGGACUGCCCAUCACAGUACUACUGGAUGGACGGAAGCCAGUCAACAUUUAGAAACUGGCACUGGGACGAGCCGUCGUGUGGCUAUGAGGUGUGUGUGGUGAUGUACCACCAGCCAUCAGCUCCACCAGGCCUCGGUGGACUCUACAUGUUCCAGUGGAACGAUGACAACUGCGAGACAAAGAAUAACUUCAUCUGCAAGUACACCAAAGAGACUCCCCCUGUGCCUACUCCAUCAGCAAAUGGAAGUGUUCCAGGUGCUCCACCACCAUCCUUGCGACCAAAAUAUCCUUCAGUAACAAAAACAGAUGAAGGAAUGAGAGUUGUUGUAUCUCCAAACCCAGACAAUGCCUUAAAUAUUGCCUACAUCAUUCUUCCAACAAUUCCACUGCUCUUACUACUGAUAGUUGCAUCUGGAGUUUUUUGCUUCAAGCUUUUCACAAAGAGGGGUAAGGAACGAACUGAGACCUGUCCUAAAGAGCCAGGCUACUGGGUCUCUGAUGAACACUGCGACAGCCCCAGUCAAGACGUCUAUAACGUCAUAAGGAAGCAGCACGAGGCGGACCUGGCCGGCACGCGGCCGGACAUCAAGAACACGUCCUUCCUGGGUUCUUCUCCUGACACGCCACCUGGCGACUACGACAACCUGGCUGGACGAGACACAGAAAGCGGCUUUGUGACGCUGGCAAGCACCGAGAGUGGCUUUGUGACCAAUGACAUUUACGACAUGUGUCAGCUGCGUAGCAGUGGACGAUACCACCGCGACACAGGAUGGUUGGACAGUGACCUGUAUGGCUAUUAAGGCCCUGCUUUCUGUGAACUUACCACUUUGUGCCAAGUAGUAAGGGCUUGCUCUUUGCCCCCUCAAAUAACCCCCUAAUACCUCAAAUCCCCCUGCUAUUAUCUGUUGCAACAUGGGGCAGUUGUUCCAGUAUGCAUCUCAUCCACUGAUCACAUCCAGGUUACAUCACAGUUUCAUUCUGGUGUUACCUGCAUGCAUUUGAAUUAACAACUGCUCUCCAAUGAAGAUAUGUCCUCGCAUACUGACGACUGCACAGUUGAACGUGUGGACAGAAGCAUGGGAGAAGCACUCACUCCUUAGUUGCAUGAAGAUACCUGAAGCCUGCGCUCAGUGCCUCCGAAGAGCAUCUAUCCGUUUGCAUCGUGGCAAUGGGCAGUACCAGCCAAAUGGUCUGAAAUACUCUCCAAG